Messenger RNA from Manis pentadactyla (Chinese pangolin), 951 nucleotides. RefSeq names its product olfactory receptor 6C76-like. Gene Ontology annotation, cellular component: membrane. Gene Ontology annotation, molecular function: olfactory receptor activity; G protein-coupled receptor activity. Gene Ontology annotation, biological process: G protein-coupled receptor signaling pathway. The transcript has a single exon. The record is from RefSeq and is a predicted model, not a curated record. Lineage: Eukaryota; Metazoa; Chordata; Mammalia; Pholidota; Manidae. The coding region runs from base 16 to 951 and encodes 311 amino acids.
GAUCAAGAGGCAACAAUGAAAAAUCAUACAACAGUGACAGUGUUUAUCUUAGUAGGAUUGACAGAGGACCCAGAAUUGAAGAUUGUGCUAUUUAUCUUCCUGCUUUUCACUUACUUGCUAAGCAUCUCAGGCAACUUGACUAUUAUUACCCUCACUUUACUGGAUUCUCACCUCAAAACACCUAUGUAUUUUUUUCUUCGAAAUUUUUCACUCUUAGAAAUUUCUUAUACAACAGUCUGCAUCCCCAAAUUGCUUGUUACCAUGGCAACCGGGGACAAAACCAUUUCCUAUAACUGCUGUGCAGCUCAGCUAUUUUUCGCCUUCCUUCUUGGUGCAUCUGAAUUUUACCUCCUGGCUGUCAUGUCCUAUGACCGUUAUGUCGCCAUCUGUAAGCCCCUGCACUAUACCAACAUCAUGAGCACCAAAAUCUGUAUCCAGCUGGUCCUUAGCUCUUGGAUCGCUGGUUUCCUCAUUAUUUUUCCAGGACUCAUUUUAGGCUUAAACCUGGAUUUCUGUGACUCCAACAUCAUCGAUCAUUUCUACUGUGAUACGGCUCCUCUCCUGAAAAUAUCCUGCACAGACACACAAUUGCUGGAAAUGAUGAGUUUCGUCUUAGCCUUGGUUACUCUCCUGGUCACUUUGGUAUUGGUAAUCCUAUCAUACACAUAUAUUGCUCUGACAAUUAUAAAAAUUCCUUCUGCCAACCAGAGAAAAAAGGCUUUUUCCACUUGUUCCUCUCACAUGAUUGUCAUCUCCCUCUCAUACGGCAGCUGCAUCUUUAUGUACAUGAAACCCUCGGUCAAACAGGGGAUAUCCUUAAUGAAGGGAGUUGCAGUUCUCAAUACCUCUGUUGCCCCACUUCUGAACCCUUUUAUUUAUACUCUGAGGAACCAGCAGGUGAAGCAAGCAUUUAAGAACUUGUUACAAAGAGUUCUGUCUUUACGCAAGUAG